Molecule: messenger RNA, 772 nt
Organism: Maniola jurtina (meadow brown)
Lineage: Eukaryota; Metazoa; Arthropoda; Insecta; Lepidoptera; Nymphalidae
Product: trypsin CFT-1-like
Exons: 4
Coding region: 14-772 (252 amino acids)
Biological process (GO): proteolysis
Molecular function (GO): serine-type endopeptidase activity
Source: RefSeq, a predicted model, not a curated record
UGUUAGAUAGACAAUGUGUAAAAUUGUGUUUGUGUUAUUAGUGGCAAGCGUUGCGGCGUUUCCAGAGCAGGGAAGGAUAGCUGGCGGAUCACUCGCCACCCUCGCUCAGCACCCGUAUACAGCUGCUGUUCUGUACGCACAAAACAAUGUGAAUUUCCGGCAAACCUGUGGAGGAGCCAUUAUAAACAACCGAUCCAUCCUUUCAGCUACUUAUUGUUUCAUUGGCAAUAAUAUUUUUCCAAAUAACUUCCGUGUUCGAGUUGGCUCAAUAAACGCAAACUCUACUGGCGUCCUCCACAAUGUGGCUCAAAUGAUAGCCCAUCCGAAUUAUAAUUCAUGGAACCAGGACAACAACAUCGGCAUACUAAGAUUAUCCACAAUAAUUACAUUAGGAGCCAACGUACGACCUCUGGCUAUCGCCGGACCUAAUUACAACCUGGCUGACUACCAACAUGUUUGGGCUAUCGGAUGGGGCCGCACAACUGCGACUUCAGUAACUUCUGAGCAACUCCGCCAGGUCGAGAUCAUGACAGUAAACCAAGGCAGAUGUCAAGAUAUCUACGGCGUCAGUUUCGUGACGCCUAACAUGCUGUGCGCUGGCUGGCCGACUGGAGGCCGUGGUUCAUGUGUCGCCGAUACCGGAUCGCCUCUUCUUCAUAACAGAGUAGCAGUUGGCGUCACAUCUUUCACUAUAGGCUGUGGAGACGCGAACUACCCAGCUAUCUACUCCAGAGUUUCCAGAUACACUGCCUGGAUUCAAGCUAAUGCUUAG